AUGGCUUCAAUCAUAGAGAAAGCUCCGCCUUUUACGAUUCAAUUGGUUGGCCCGACCGUCGAAGAGUUUAACAGGGAUACGCAAGACGCAGCACAACUGGCGAGAAUCUUGCCAGCAACCGCUCGCUCUGGGAGAGACGAGAUCUUCGGCCCUACCAGCGACUUACAAGAAUUCUUGCAGCAAGAGCUUUUCGUGAGAAAGAUUAAUGCUGUUCAAGAUUGGUUGUGGGCCUGCGGCCGACCUAUGCCUCCUCGGCCCUUGCAUCACCAACGAGUGCUCUCCCGAGACAUCAUUGUUACAGAGAACCCGGAACUGCAUCUCAUAUGGGGUCCUCAAGGAAUUCACUUGAAACCACUGCCGGAAUAUCUGCUAGAUUCCUAUUUUUGGAAACAACACAUUCUGUCAAAUGCGAAUCAAGAACACACUGAGCUGGAGCAAUGUGCUCGGGGAUUUUUAUUCUCGUACUGUGCUCUCAUCGGACACUAUAGCGAUUUUCGCAUCGCACGCGAGAACGGACUAUUACCAGAUGCCGUGACUUGGGAGUACUGGAAGAUCCUUUCGAGUCAAAUCUUGCAGCAGCAUCGCUAUUCUACAGUCAACCCCAGGUACUGGUACGGCGAACUCCGGUUAGGGCGCUUGAACAAGAUAUACCGGUUUCGAAAAGGUCAUUUAUUGAGAGGAUACUCUAGGAUAUCUGGUUACGCCAUUUACGGAGACUUGAUUCGCGACAACUUUGCGUCACUAAUUACCGUGCUUGGUUAUGUGGUUAUCGUCUUAACAGCAAUGCAAGUCGGCCUGGCCACGGACAAAUUGGUUUCCAACAGUGCCUUCCAAGCCGCUAGUUACGGUCUUACUAUAUUCUCCAUCAUUGCGCCGCUAAUUUCUGCUGUCGCUAUUUUAUUUUUUGUUUCCAUUUGGGUAAUCAGCAAUUGGCGCGCUACUAAGAACUUUGAGAAACGGAGAUUCGUGGAAAUGGGAGUAGAGCCGUUUUGGCGGGAUAAGUACUGAUGAUCAAAAAGUUGUCAUGUAGCCCAAAAAGAGAAUCAGUAGCUCAGCAAAUAUACUUUUGUAAAGAGUUCCAUGUUCUUUCUAUAUAAUGCUUUUAUAGCAAGGGGUCAAUAUGCUUUGCGAAAGCCAUUUAGCUAAGCAUUCAUCGCAACACCAAACAGCCAUAGUUCCAAAUCAAAUGACCGUCUUUGCUAGCAUCAGAAGUAGAUACAAUAAAAAUAAAUCCUACAUCUAGUUGAAGAUGAGACAAUCCAUCUACAACCUAACAUCUCAAGCCGCCGCCAAAGCACCUUACAGGCACUGAGAGUAGAAUGGGUUCAGAACCUGGCAAGUGUAGCCGCUAGCGCAUCUGGUAGGUCCGGUCCAGCCAGUUCCACCACACUGGCCGUAGUGUGUCUGGGUGGCGGUGGGGGAGCUUCCAGUGCUGGACGGAGGAGCCCGAGUGGUUGAAGUGCCGGGAGGGUUGCUGCCAGUGUUGCC
This is a messenger RNA of Trichoderma harzianum CBS 226.95, 1488 nucleotides long. RefSeq lists its product as hypothetical. The record is from RefSeq and is a predicted model, not a curated record. Bases 1 to 1008 code for a protein of 335 amino acids. Lineage: Eukaryota; Fungi; Ascomycota; Sordariomycetes; Hypocreales; Hypocreaceae. The transcript has a single exon.